GGGGGGGGAGCGGUUCCCAUCAGGGGAUAAACGCGUGUGCAUAAGGGCCAAUUGCAAAGGUGCUUUUUCGCCAUGUACUUCUUCACCUGCGUGCUUACCCCGGCAGAGGGACGCGCGAAUUCAUUUGGCCGCCCGCCAAUCCGAGCGACCAUUUUCAUCGCAACAGGUUUGUCACUCGCGGAAGGCCAUUUUGCGAAAAGGGUUUUUUCUCCCCAGCGGCAUUGCGCCAUUCAGCCAUUCAGCCCGCCGCGUAGCCGCUCACCGGGUAACCGCUUACCGCAUAACCGCCUACCGCUCACCGCUUACAGUUAAAUGGCGCGCCUACUAUGAACGCUGCCGCCCUGCUCGUCCCCCUCCUUCUGCUUUACCUCGACGUACUGCACAGCUUUGCAACCAACAGGGCGGCCUCCCCGAGGAACCCCUUCUCGUUGUUCUCGUCCCCCAACAGAAAGAAAGCCGCGCCUGAACAGCUCCCCAAGGGGAAGGCUAACAAAUUGAAGGACAAAAAGAAGAAAAAAAAAAAUAUCGCUCUGGAAAGGCUGCUCCGCCAGCACGCGGAGGAGGCGGAGAAGGCGGAGGAGGUAGAGAAGCGGGACGCGCCGGACAACCCCCGUGUAGACGUCGACGAGGAAAUUCUUCAAGGCAAAAGAGUGCCAAGGCUAAGAAUUAAAAACACUAACAAUCACAUAUACGCGACGGUGGUGGACGACUACAGGAGGCACAUACUCUGCUUUUCGUGCUCGAGAGACCCCAAUUUAUCGGGUGUGCUAGGCACGUACAGAAAUAAAACAACCAAUAGGGUUGUGAAUAAUGGGAGGACUAUUAAAUCUGGAUGGGAAAUUGGGAAGGACAUCGCCAGGAAGGCCCUACACAAAGGCAUUUUCAAGGUAAAAUUUGACAGGGGGAAGUUCAAGUACGCCGGGAAGGUGGAGGCCUUGGCUGAGGGGGCCCGCGCCGUGGGCCUGCAGCUGUGA
Molecule: messenger RNA, 974 nt
Organism: Plasmodium vivax (malaria parasite P. vivax)
Lineage: Eukaryota; Apicomplexa; Aconoidasida; Haemosporida; Plasmodiidae
Product: 50S ribosomal protein L18, putative
Exons: 2
Coding region: 327-974 (215 amino acids)
Biological process (GO): translation
Cellular component (GO): ribosome
Molecular function (GO): 5S rRNA binding; structural constituent of ribosome
Source: RefSeq, a predicted model, not a curated record